GGAAAUUCGAGUUCCCGCCACCAGCCUCAGCUCCCGGCGCGGACGUGACUGUUCCCGAACAGGCAGGUGCCGCGCCAUGUAUGGACAGUGACGCCUGACGUCAUGGCGCGCGAAGAGGUCUGACGGGAGCGAGUGCGUCACGCGCGUUCCCUGCUCCUCUGCUCCUCCUUGCCCCAAUAUUCGCCGCGCUCAAUCUUCUUAUAACGGCCUCUGCCUGCGCUUGUUCUACCUACCAUUUCACGACCCAACGCCACGACCCACUUCCACGACCAGCCACCUCUCUGAACCAACACAGUACCCAUCAUGUCUCUCAACGACAAGGACAUCACCCUCGGCGGUAACAAGGGCGUCGACACUCACCCCGGCGUCGCUAACCCGACCAGCUCGUCCAACCACGCUGACCCGCUUGGCUCCAACUUCGUAUCGGAUCCGACGUCUGAUGACCUCGGCGCCGGCGCUGGCCCAAACUUCUCCGGCAACCGCGAGGCGGCGCGCAACUUCAGCAAAACCGCUGGCGUCAUCGAAGGCCGUCCCGGCAUCAUCGAGUCCGUCAACAUCGACCCGCUCAACGAGAACUCGAACAAAUAUGACGGCUGGGCGAACGCGACUAACGCGCCCUCAUCGACUGGUGCCACCGUCGGCUCCACCGCGUCCUCGUACGGGGCUAGCGCAACCACCGCUGCGGAGAACGCAGCAUCUGUCGCAACCGGUGCAGCCAAACUCGCAUACGGACAUGCAGUCGGCGACGAAGUGACGAAGCAGGCGGGCAAGGAAGCUGUCUGGGGCAAAGCAAGCAACUGAGGGACCGACGCUUGGAAGGGGAUUACUCAACUUGUACAUCUUGGGAAUUGUACGUUGUAAUGCAUCACUAGGACUCAUAGGCCCCCUUUUGAGUGACGCGGAUCGAUCUGCCAUUGAGUCGGGAGUUGGGAACUGCGAAG
Rhodofomes roseus is the source of this 941-nucleotide messenger RNA. RefSeq lists its product as uncharacterized. The record is from RefSeq and is a predicted model, not a curated record. The transcript is spliced from 3 exons. NCBI's taxonomy places the organism in Eukaryota, Fungi, Basidiomycota, Agaricomycetes, Polyporales, Fomitopsidaceae. Bases 304 to 801 code for a protein of 165 amino acids.